Paecilomyces variotii is the source of this 384-nucleotide messenger RNA. RefSeq names its product helix-loop-helix DNA-binding domain protein. The transcript has a single exon. Bases 1 to 384 code for a protein of 127 amino acids. The record is from RefSeq and is a predicted model, not a curated record. Gene Ontology annotation, molecular function: protein dimerization activity; DNA-binding transcription factor activity, RNA polymerase II-specific; RNA polymerase II cis-regulatory region sequence-specific DNA binding. NCBI's taxonomy places the organism in Eukaryota, Fungi, Ascomycota, Eurotiomycetes, Eurotiales, Thermoascaceae. Gene Ontology annotation, biological process: regulation of transcription by RNA polymerase II.
AUGCCAUCUGCACAACCACCUGCUUCCGUCUCUUCGAUCUCGCCUGAUCCGUCAUCAUCUCCAGCGCCAGCCGGAAGGGCAAGUGGCGCAGACUCAUCAAAUCCAGCAGCAGCGUCCGCUGCCGACAAGGAUAAGCCGCGGCUCACUGAACAAGAGAAGAAGAACAACCACAUUGCUUCCGAACAGAAACGCCGCGCCGCAAUUCGGGAAGGGUUCGAUCGAUUGACUGAACUAGUGCCGGGUCUUGAAGGCCAAGGCCGCAGCGAGAGCAUAGUCUUAAAGAAGACAGUCGAAUUCAUGCACUUGCAGCUGCAAGAGAGGAGGAAUCUUAUCGCAGAGAUUGAGCGCAGAGGUGGUAUUGUGGAAGACUCGUUCCGGCGAUAA